Molecule: messenger RNA, 1177 nt
Organism: Hymenoscyphus albidus
Lineage: Eukaryota; Fungi; Ascomycota; Leotiomycetes; Helotiales; Helotiaceae
Source: the annotation of a GenBank genome assembly
AUGACAGACAUCCACGACUCACCAGACCGAGAAGGCGAGAGUUCAAGCAAAGAAGACCACAAAAUGACGCCGAACGUAUUACUCAAGACCCCAGAAAUCUUUUCACAGCUCCAUCUCGUUCGCGAUAAUGACAAUCCUGAUUGUUACAGCUAUCAUCUGGACCCAUCAUUGCCUGCAGCAUACUCACUUCUGGGUGACUCGAAGACGAUAGAGCCACUGUACCGAAAGGAUCACACGUUGGUUCUGAUGGGAGCGGCAGUGGAGGGUCUAGUAGGAGAUGAAGAAGAGACGAGGCAACAAUUGGCGAGUUGUACUGUAAAAAGGAAGGUUUUUUGGGAGAGGAAGAGUACCCUACCUCUUUGGACGCAAUUGAAGAUCUUUUCUCAUACCGAAGGCUACGAGGGAGCGGAAAGUCAGAGUGAAAACGGAGUUGAUGUUCAAGUAUUCUGGACCUCUUCUCAGUUAGAGGCCAAGUGGGCGAUGUCUGUCCCAUUGCCACAACCGAAUGUCGAUCCACAAACUCCGAUCCUGGAGCCCGCUUCAGAGAAAAACACUGUGGAGUCCGAGGAAAUUGUUGAAAAAAACGACCCCCAAUUUUACAGUGUGGUAUUGAAGUCCAAGCCAGCACGCGCACACCAAAGAACUCCCACAGUCUACCACGAGAAAACCUUUGAAUGGAUGCAGGAUUCCCCUGGGAGAUCCUUUAAACUCACUUUCUCGCCAGAGGACUCGCCAGUAGCAGAGUUUAUCCUCGAAGCUUCGGAGCAGAGGAAGGCUCAAGGUGUCAAGGGUCAGUUGUUCUUCAGAGAUUACUGUGGUAAGGAGUGGGAGGGGGUGGUACUCGCUUCUUUGGGGGCGUUGAUGUAUAUUCAGGAUUUGAAGGGAUUGGAUAAUUUGACGAGUACAUCUGGGCUGGAUAAAGUGAGAGAGACCGAAGAAAAGCUCUGCGGCUGUCCAUCUUGAUCCGCAUCGAGAGUUUUCCAUCGGUCGAGGUUUUAUUCUAUGCUCAAGACAGAGUUUGAGAUACUGGGACUUUUUCAUCAGUAUGUCUUGUUCCUUCAUUACGUAUGUAACGCAAAUUAACUCGGAGGGUAGAGCAUCAUAUAACCUCCAGGACUUUGAGUCAGCUGCUUCAUGCCCAUAUGGGAAUGCUUUUGAGUACGCAGACGGGUCUUGA